GGGGCGGCUCUGCGCGGGGGCGGAAGCGCGGCGCCCACGUGGUUCCUGCGGGGACCGCCGCAGGGUCCCGGACUGGGCUGAGCGGGGUCCCGGGACGAACGGAGACGAACCGACCCGGGCGGGAUCGAGCGAGGCCCAAGGGACCCGAGCUGGUCCGGUUGCGGCCGCCAUGGACCCUCUGCGGGCUCAGCAGCUGGCGGCAGAGCUGGAGGUUGACAUGAUGGCCGACAUGUACAACCGGAUGACGCAGGCAUGCCACCGCAAGUGCGUCCCCCCGCACUACAAGGAGGCGGAGCUGUCGAAGGGGGAGAGCAUCUGCCUGGACCGGUGCGUGGCCAAGUACCUGGAGGUGCACGAGCGCAUGGGCAAGAAGCUGACGGAGCUCUCGCUGCAGGACGAGGAACUGCUCAAGCGCAUGCAGCAGAGCACGGGCACGGCCUGAGCCCCCCUGACACGGCCUGAGCCCCCUGACCCCACCCACCCCCAAUAAACUGGCGGCUUCACUUCCCUCACCCCCUCGAAGCCCCCACUUGGGAAUGUAUAGAGGUCCAUGUUGAGCCUGGCCGGUGCUGCUGAACAGCCUCCCUCCUUGAUGUCCUCAGCUGCCACGUGCUGUGUCCUUGAGGGGGGCACCCCUGGGCGGCCCCCCUGUAUCCCAGCCAGGCCCAGCCCAUGUAAUCCCAGGAUUAGGCAGAGCCAGGCUGAGCCCCUCAUAAUCCCCUGCGGGGUGCGGAGGGGGCUCUGCACUGCCCUGUCUGCAGGGACACCAGGGGGAAGCUGCGGGGGGGACCUUACAGAGGGACACAUCCCUGGAGCUGCUGGAGAGGGACA
Dryobates pubescens (Downy woodpecker) is the source of this 831-nucleotide messenger RNA. RefSeq names its product translocase of inner mitochondrial membrane 10 (gene TIMM10). The transcript has 2 exons. Gene Ontology annotation, cellular component: mitochondrial inner membrane. Bases 170 to 442 code for a protein of 90 amino acids. Lineage: Eukaryota; Metazoa; Chordata; Aves; Piciformes; Picidae. The record is from RefSeq and is a predicted model, not a curated record. Gene Ontology annotation, biological process: protein insertion into mitochondrial inner membrane.